This is a messenger RNA of Schistocerca piceifrons (Central American locust), 1229 nucleotides long. RefSeq names its product protein dpy-30 homolog. Bases 246 to 599 code for a protein of 117 amino acids. Gene Ontology annotation, cellular component: Set1C/COMPASS complex. The record is from RefSeq and is a predicted model, not a curated record. Lineage: Eukaryota; Metazoa; Arthropoda; Insecta; Orthoptera; Acrididae. The transcript has 4 exons.
GUCUUUGAAUUAAAAACUGCUCUGCUGUCAACCGAUUUCGGUUGCGAAAAACUGAGUGAUUAGAAAGAUAUUAUAGGAGCUUUGUCCUUAAGGUAUACAUUGGUAGUGGAACUUCGUCGUAUUAUACGAGAUAUACUUGCUGCCGAUGUGCUGAAACUUCAGUUUAGUAUCACAGACAGCGCGAACUAGAAAGAAUUCGCAAGGUUAAUGUUGGCACUACUACAUAAUCAAAUACAAACUUAAAAAUGUCGUCAUCGGGAGCGGAACAACCGGCAACGGAAGAAAACGUCGAACCGCAGUCCUCGGGCAGUAAUGGUGUGCCAGAAACUGCACAGGCUACAGCAGUUCGUGAAAGUGAACCACCACCUGCUCCACCAGCACCAGCAGGAGAGGCACCUACCAAGAAGUCCAGGGUAGACCUGCAGUCACUACCAACAAGACAGUACUUGGACCAGACUGUUGUGCCAAUAUUGCUUCAAGCACUGUCAACAUUAGCAAAAGAAAGGCCUCCUGAUCCAAUAAGCUUUCUGGCAGCCUACCUGCUCAAAAACAAGAGCCAUUUUGACCAAAGUGGAGCACCGCAGAACUCAAGCCAGUGAUGAAGUGCAGAGGCAUAAUAGACAUACGCACAUUUGAGUUGUGGAAUGUGAAGAUCUGUGGUUUCAUAUUUUUAUCAUAUUCGUCGGCAUUAUAUUCAAUGUAACCUCUUCCACUUUCAUUAUGAGAUACAUAGGUGGGCUAGAAAUCAUUUGUCAUUUAUCUUUGUGAAAAGUGACUACCAUAUUUAUGAACUGAGCAUUAGCUACUUUGUUCAUGGUGAUUUGGGUUGGCACACUUUCAUAUUGACUGUAUUUCACAAAGAUUGUGUGUAUUAUUGUCUUCUAUGCUGUACCUAAUGAAAUAUGUAUUAUAUUACGUGUAUGUUGUAGACUGGAUUUUUAACGUGUAAUGACACUAUAUUAAUACAUUUUAAAAACUAAUUUUGUUAUAACUCUGAUAUUUCAAGGCUGUUCCAUUUAUAAAUAAAAAACUGUCAACAAAAUAUAAAUUGAAGCCAACAGCAGAUGCCUGACAUUAAGCUCGGCCAAACAGUUUGUCUGGAGUCUCAAUAACACUGUUUCAACCAGACCAGAAUGCUCUGGUUUUUUCCCCUCCAGUAAUUUAAUAAUUUGUUCUGUAAUGUUAAGACAUUAUUUCACCUUGUUAAGUACAUUACUCUAUUUUCUGUU